Plodia interpunctella (Indianmeal moth) is the source of this 2003-nucleotide messenger RNA. Its product is annotated as 3-ketoacyl-CoA thiolase, mitochondrial-like. The coding region runs from base 86 to 1204 and encodes 372 amino acids. Gene Ontology annotation, molecular function: acyltransferase activity, transferring groups other than amino-acyl groups. The record is from RefSeq and is a predicted model, not a curated record. NCBI's taxonomy places the organism in Eukaryota, Metazoa, Arthropoda, Insecta, Lepidoptera, Pyralidae. The transcript has 8 exons.
AUCAUUCUUCAUAAAUAUUCUGUUGUACCAUUCGUACAUUACGUUGCCAGGCCAUUUGGAUUAUAUGUAGUUAUUUAUCUUUAUUAUGGUGAUACCGAGCAAAGGUAUAUUCAUAGUGGGCGCGAAACGGACGCCAUUUUGCAAAUAUGGCGGUUCCCUGCGAGAAACUCCCGCGUGUCACGUGUUCGCUGCUGCCGCCAAAGACGCCAUACAAUCCUCCAAUAUAGAUCCAAAGGCCAUCGACCACACAUUUGUGGGAAAUGUUCACUUUCUCAGUCAAUGUGACGGUGGCAAGACUCCAAGGUACUGCGGCAUCUACUCAGGGGUGCCGAUCGAGAAGCCAGCGUUGGGCAUCAACAAGGCUUGCGGGAGUGGACUGCAAGCUGUCAUCAACGGCGCUUUGGAGAUCCUAACAGGGCUGGCGAAGGUUACCCUCACUGGUGGAACAGAGCAGAUGUCAACCCAGCCACAUCUAGUCAGAAAUGUACGAUUCGGAGCCGGCCUCGGCGGCUCCUACCAAUUCGAAGACCACGUCACCACUCAAUUUGUAGACAGCCGGUCGGGCAUGACGUUGGCAAAAGCAGCUGAGGAGUUGGCAAUGAAGAACCUGGUGACGAGAGAAGAGGCUGAUGAAUACGCGAUGAAGAGCUACUUGAAAUGGAAGGCAGCGCAAGCAUCAAACAUUUUCGCCAAUGAACUCACAAGUGUAACAACGAGGAUAAAGAAUAAAGAGAUCACGGUGACUCAGGACGAGCUGCCAGAACCAGACCUCAGCUUUGAAAGGCUGGCCGCUGUGUCAGGAUCGAUCAUCACUAAUAGAAACUCUGCUAGCCCAGCCGACGGCGCGGCCGCCGUGCUGCUAGCAGACGAGCAGACAGUCACCUCGCAGCAGCUGUCUCCGCUGGCCAGGGUGACGGGCUGGGGGCCGGCCGCGGCAGUUGGUGUGCAGCAAGUGGAUUUGUUUGAGAUAAACGACAUUUUCGCAACGCAAGCCAUAAUAACAAGCAGAGAACUUGACAUAGACCCGUGCAGAGUGAACGUGGAUGGAGGAGCGGUGACCCUGGGCCACCCUGUGGCCGCGACAGGCGCCAGGAUGACAGUCCACUUGGUUCACGAGAUGAGGCGGCGCAAUUUGAAAAAAGGAGUUGUCGCUUCAAGCUGCGGUGGUGGACAAGGUAUAGCGCUGUUGUUAGAAUCUAUGUAAGAGAGAGAUAGCGCUAUCUACAGCCACGAGUAGGCCUUGGUCUAAUCCUGACUUUACAAUAGUAGAUCUUAAGGACACGAAAUAAGUACUACUAUUUAAAAAGCACAGGAUACAGACAUGAGAAUCGACACCCAAUCUGUUCUACGAGAUAUCCUAUUCUGCGGAUAGUUCGCCCCAAACUGACGAAUUCGAAAUAUUUCUGAAUGGACGGACAUGUCAUGAAAUGCCUCUUUCUUGUAUCUGUACACACCAUAAAUGUUUAAUUAUGCCAAAAAAAUUAAAGGCUUAAUAUUAAAGACCCUAUUAAUACAUGUGAGUAAUCAAAAUUUUGAAAUUAUCGUUUAUCAUAAAAUGUUAUUGACGUUUGCGUUUAUCCCAAAAUGUCAAUGAAUUUAUGGACGUAGUUUGAAACUCCAAUUAUUCCAAUUCAUAGAUUAUCGUGUUCUCUCGCUCUCGCGUGCAAUGACCCUGGCAUAGACAAAAAAUAAAUAAAUAAAAAAAAAUUGCCAGAAUUUAUCAAAGAAAAUCCAACUUUGUGUGAACUGCUGCACUGGACCUACCUUUACUAUGAAGCGUAGUAGUCAGGUGGCACGCUCUAAGUAUUAUAACCAAUUAUUUAAAUUAUUAAAAUCAAAAUAUUUUUUUGGAUAAAUUUUGGAUUUCGGUUUUUUAUGUUUUGACUAUGCACAUAUUAUCAGUAAUAUGUACUGAAAGCCCCAUUUUAUUUUUUGGCAUAAUUAAAAAUUUAUGGUGUAUAAACUGCAAAAUAAACAAAUGACAAGUAUAAUAGAAUUGUAUA